Molecule: messenger RNA, 9199 nt
Organism: Carlito syrichta (Philippine tarsier)
Lineage: Eukaryota; Metazoa; Chordata; Mammalia; Primates; Tarsiidae
Gene: COL7A1
Product: collagen type VII alpha 1 chain
Exons: 119
Coding region: 34-8865 (2943 amino acids)
Molecular function (GO): serine-type endopeptidase inhibitor activity; protein binding
Source: RefSeq, a predicted model, not a curated record
AGCGGCGGCGGCAGGAGCAGGCGGACGUGCAGGAUGAGGCUGCGGCUUCUGGUGGCCGUGCUCUGCGCCUGGAUCCUGGCUGGGGCGUCCGGAGUGUGGACCCAGCACAGGGAGAGAGUGACCUGCACGCGCCUUUACGCCGCUGACAUCGUGUUCCUACUCGACGGCUCCUCGUCCAUCGGUCGCAGCAAUUUCCGGGAAGUGCGGAGUUUCCUGGAGGGGCUGGUGCUGCCUUUCUCUGGGGCAGCCAGUGCACAGGGUGUGCGCUUUGCCGUUGUGCAGUACAGUGAUGACCCACGGACAGAGUUUGGCCUGGAUGCGCUUGGCUCAGGGAGCGAUGUGAUCCAUACCAUACGUGAGCUCAGCUACAAGGGGGGCAACACUCGUACAGGGGCUGCAAUUCUCCAUGUGGCUGACCGUGUCUUCCUGCCCCAGCUGGCACGACCUGGAGUCCCCAAGGUCUGUAUCCUGAUUACAGACGGGAAGUCCCAGGACCUAGUGGAUACAGCUGCCCAAAGGCUGAAGGGGCAGGGAGUCAAGCUGUUUGCUGUGGGGAUCAAGAAUGCUGACCCCGAGGAGCUGAAGCGAAUUGCCUCACAGCCGACAAGUGAUUUCUUCUUCUUUGUCAACGACUUCAGCAUCUUAAGGACACUAUUGCCCCUUGUUUCCCGGAGAGUAUGUACAACCACUGGUGGUGUGCCUGUGACCCUGCCUCCUGAUGUCUCAACCUCUGGUCCACGGGACCUGGUGCUGUCUGAGCCAAGCAGUCAAUCCUUGAGAGUACAGUGGACAGCGGCCAGUGGCCCUGUGACUGGCUACAAGGUCCAGUACACUCCUCUGACAGGGCUGGGACAACCAUUGUCAAGUGAGCGGCAGGAGGUAAACAUCCCAUCUGGUGAGACCAGCAUGCGGCUUCAGGGUCUCCGGCCACUGACUGAGUACCAAGUGACCGUGGUUGCCCUCUACGCCAACAGCGUUGGGGAGGCUGUGAGCGGGACAGCUCGGACCACUGCCUUGGAGGGCCCAGAGCUGACCAUCCAGAACACCACAGCCCAUAGCCUCCUGGUGGUCUGGCGGAGUGUGCCAGGUGCCACUGGCUACCGUGUGACAUGGCGGAUCCUGAGUGGUGGGGCCACACAGCAGCAAGAGCUAGGUCCUGGAGAGGGGUCAGUGUUGCUGCGUGACCUGGAGCCUGGCACAGACUAUGAAGUGACUGUGAGCACCCUGUUUGGCCAUAGUGUGGGAACUGCCACUUCUCUGACAGCCCGCACUGAUACCUCUGUUGAGCAGACCCUGCACCCGGUCAUCCUGGGCCCCACAUCUAUCCUCCUUUCCUGGAACUUGGUGCCUGAGGCCCGUGGCUACCGGUUGGAGUGGCGGCGUGAGAGUGGCUUGGAGCCACCACAGAAGGUGGUGUUGCCCUCUGAUGUGACACGCUACCAGUUGGAUGGGCUGCAGCCAGGCACUGAAUAUCGCCUCACACUCUAUACUCUGCUGGAGGGCCGUGAGGUGGCCACCCCUGCAACCGUGGUCCCCACCGGGCCAGAGCUUCCUGUGGGCCCUGUGACGGACCUACAAGCAACCGAGUUGCCUGGGCAGCGGGUGCGCGUGUCCUGGAGCCCAGUCCGCAGUGCCACUGAGUACCGCAUCACUGUGCGCAGCACCCAGGGGGUUGAGCGGACCCUGGUGCUUCCCGGGAGUCAGACAGCCUUUGACCUGGAUGAUGUUCGGACUGGGCUCAGCUACACUGUGCGGGUGUCUGCUCGAGUGGGCCCCCGUGAGGGUGGUGCCAGCAUUCUCACCAUCCGCCGGGAGCCGGAAACCCCGCUUGCUGUUCCAGGGCUGCAAGUCGUGGCAUCAGAUACAACGCGAGUGAGGGUGGCCUGGGGAUCUGUUCCUGGAGCCACUGGAUUUCGGAUUAGCUGGAGGACAGGCAGUGGUCCGGAGUCCAGCCGGAUAUUGUCCCCAGACUCUACUGCCACAGACAUCGUGGGGCUGCAGCCUGGAACCUCCUACCAGGUGGCUGUGUCGGCACUUCGAGGGAGAGAGGAGGGCCCCCCUGUGGCCAUCGUGGCUCAAACUGAUCCACUGGGUCCAGUGAGGACGGUCCAUGUGACUCAGGCUGGCAGCUCAUCUGUCACUAUUACCUGGACCAGGGUUCCUGGUGCCACAGGAUACAGGAUUUCCUGGCACUCAAGCCAUGGCCCAGAGAAAUCCCAGCUGGUUUCUGGGGAGGCCACGGUAGCUGAGCUGGAUGGUCUGGAACCAGAUACUGAGUAUACAGUACAUGUGAGGGCCCAGGUGGCUGGUGUGGAUGGGGCCCCUGCCUCUGUGGUUGUGAGGACUGCCCCCCAGCUUGUGGGCAGUGUAUCAAGGUUACAGAUCCUCAAUGCUUCCAGCAACAUUCUGCGGGUCACCUGGGUAGGGGUCACUGGGGCCACAGCCUACAGACUGACCUGGGGCCGGAGUGAAGGUGGCCCAACAAGACACCAGAUACUCCCAGGAAACACAGACUCCGCAGAGAUCCGGGAUCUUGAAGGCGGAGUUAGCUACUCCGUGCGAGUGACCGCACUUGUCGGGGACCGUGAAGGAGCACCUGUCUCCAUCGUCGUCACCACGCCGCCUGAGGCUCCACCAGCCCUGGAGACCCUUCGCGUGGUGCAGCGUGGGGAGCACUCACUGAGGCUGCGCUGGGAGCCCGUGCCCGGGGCGCAUGGCUUCCGUCUUCGUUGGCGACCAGAGGGUGGCCAGGAACAGUCCCGGAUCCUGGGACCUGGGCUCAGCAGCUACCACCUGGAUGGGCUGGAGCCAGGGACACUGUACCGCGUGAGACUGAGCAUUCUGGGACCUUCCGGAGAAGGGCCUCCCACAGAGGUGACUGCACGCACUGAGUCACCUCGUAUUUCAAGCACUGAACUACGUGUAGUGGACACCUCGAUUGACUCCGUGACUCUGGCCUGGAACCCAGUGUCUGGGGCAUCCAGCUACAUCCUAUCCUGGCGGCCACUCAGAGGCCCUGGCCAGGAAGUGCCUGGGACCCCACAGACACUUCCAGGGAUCUCGAGCUCCCAGCGGGUGACAGGGUUAGAGCCUGGUGUCUCUUAUAUCUUCUCCUUGACACCUGUCCGGGAGGGUGUGCCAGGUCCUGAGACCUCUGUUACGCAGAUCCCAGUGUGUCCCCAUGGCUUGGUGGAUGUGGUGUUCCUACUGCAUGCCACUCGAGACAAUGUUCACCGUGCAGAGUCUACAAGGAGGGUCCUGGAACGGCUGGGGACUGCACUUGGGCCUCUUGGGCCACAGGCAGUCCAGGUUGGCCUGCUGUCCUACAGUCACCGGCCCUCCCCAUUGUUCCCGCUGAAUAGCUCCCAUGACCUUGGCAUGAUCUUGCAAAAGAUCCGUGACAUCCCCUACAUGGACCCAAGUGGAAACAACCUGGGCACAGCCGUGGUCAUGGCUCACAGAUACCUAUUGGCACCAGAUGCUCCUGGGCGCCGCCAGCACGUGCCAGGGGUAAUGGUUCUGCUAGUGGAUGAGUCCCUGAGAGGUGACAUAUUCAGCCCCAUUCGUGAGGCGCAGGCUGCUGGGAUCAAUGUGGUGAUCUUGGGCUUGAUGGGAUCUGACCCAGAGCAACUACGUCGCUUGGUGCCAGGCAUGGAUCCUGUCCAGACCUUCUUUGCAGUGGAUGAUGGUCCAAGCCUGGACCGGGCAGUCAGUGACCUGGCUGCAGCCCUUUGUCAGGCAUCCUUGGCUCCUCAGCCCGAGCCAGAGCCUUGCUCAGUGCAUUGUCCAAAGGGCCAGAAGGGGGAACCUGGAGUGAGGGGCCUGAAAGGACAAGCUGGGUCUCCUGGCGACCCUGGCCUUCCGGGCAGGACUGGUGCUCCUGGCCCUCCAGGGCCCCCUGGAAGUGCCAUUGCAAAGGGCGAGAAGGGCUUCCCUGGAGCAGAAGGGCCUCCAGGUAGCCCUGGUCGCCCUGGAACUCCUGGUACCCCUGGGACCCCUGGCCCGAAGGGCUCCUCAGGGUGGCCUGGCCCUCGUGGGGAACCGGGAGAGCGAGGACCUAGAGGCCCAAAGGGGGAGCUGGGGCCUCCUGGCCAGGUCAUUGGAGGCGAGGUUGGGCUUCCUGGGCAGAAAGGGGACCCUGGACCUUCGGGCCCCACUGGACCUCGUGGACCGCUGGGGGACCCAGGACCCCGGGGUCCCCCAGGCCUUCCUGGAACAGCUGUGAAGGGUGACAAAGGUGAUCGUGGGGAACGGGGUCCCCCUGGACCAGGUGAUGGUGGCACUGCUCCCGGGGAGCCCGGGUUGCCGGGUCUUCCUGGAAGCCCUGGACCCCAAGGCCCAGUUGGCAUCCCUGGAGAGAAAGGAGAAAAGGGUGACUGUGAGGACGGAGCUCCAGGCCUCCCAGGACAACCCGGGACCCUGGGUGAACGGGGCCCACGGGGACCUCCUGGAGCCAUUGGCCCCAAAGGUGACCGGGGUCUGGCAGGGGCCCAGGGUGAGACCGGAGAGAAGGGUGAACGUGGACCCCCAGGCCCUGCUGGGCCCCAGGGGCUGCCUGGCAUUGCUGGACGUCCUGGAGCUGAGGGUCCUGAAGGGCCACCAGGACCUGCUGGUCGCCAAGGAGAGAAGGGGGAGCCUGGUCGCCCUGGGGACCCUGCAGUGGUGGGACCUGCUGGUGCUGGAGCCAAAGGAGAGAAAGGAGAUAUGGGGCCCUCUGGACCCAGAGGAGCCACUGGAGCCAAAGGGGAACGGGGCCCACCCGGCUUGGUUCUUCCUGGAGACCCUGGCCCCAAAGGAGACCCUGGAGACCGGGGUCCCAUUGGCCUCACUGGCAGAGCAGGACUCCCAGGUGACUCAGGGCCUCCUGGAGAGAAGGGAGACCCUGGACGGCCUGGUUCUCCAGGACCUGUGGGCCCCCGAGGGCGAGAUGGUGAAGUUGGAGAGAAAGGGGAUGAGGGUCCCCCGGGUGACCCAGGUUUGCCUGGAAAAGCGGGCGAGCGGGGCCUUCGGGGGGCACCUGGAGCUCGGGGGCCUGUGGGUGAGAAGGGAGACCAGGGAGAUCCUGGAGAGGAUGGGCGAAACGGCAGCCCUGGACCAUCUGGACCCAAGGGUGAACGCGGGGAGCCGGGUUCCCCAGGACCCCCUGGACGGCUGGUGGACACAGGACUUGGAGUCAGAGAGAAGGGGGAGCCUGGAGACCGUGGACAAGAGGGUCCUCGAGGACCCAAGGGUGACCUUGGCCUCCCUGGAGCCCCUGGGGAGAGGGGCAUUGAUGGGCUUCGGGGACCCCCAGGUCCACAGGGGGACCCAGGCGUCCGAGGCUCAGCUGGAGAAAAGGGUGACCGGGGACCCCCUGGGCUAGAUGGCCGGAGUGGAUUGGAUGGCAAACCAGGAGCUCCUGGACCCCCUGGGCUGCCUGGUGCCGUGGGCAAAGCUGGGGACCCAGGAAGAGACGGGCUUCCAGGCCUUCGAGGAGAACAGGGGCCCCCUGGUCCUUCUGGCCCCCCUGGAGCACCAGGAAAGCCAGGCGAGGACGGCAAACCGGGUCUGAAUGGAAAAAACGGAGAACCUGGAGACCCUGGAGAAGAUGGGAGGAAGGGAGAGAAGGGAGAUUCAGGUGCCCCUGGGAGAGAAGGUUAUGAUGGCCCCAAGGGUGAGCGUGGAGCUCCUGGUAGCCCUGGACUCCAGGGCCCUCCAGGCCUCCCAGGGCCAGUUGGCCCUCCUGGCCAGGGUUUUCCUGGUGUCCCAGGAAGCAUGGGCCCCAAGGGUGACCGUGGUGAGACUGGAUCCAAAGGGGAACAGGGCCUCCCUGGAGAGCGAGGCCUGAGAGGAGAGCCUGGGAGCGUGCCGAAUGUGGAGCGGUUGCUGGAAACUGCUGGCAUCAAGGCGUCUGCCCUGCGGGAGAUCGUGGAGACUUGGGAUGAGAGCUCUGGGAGUUUCCUGCCUGUGCCUGAACGGCGGCGUGGCCCCAAAGGGGACGUGGGCGAACGGGGCCCCCCAGGAAAGGAGGGCCCCAUUGGCUUUCCUGGAGAACGUGGCCUGAAGGGAGAUCGUGGAGACCCUGGCCCUCAGGGGCCGCCUGGCCUGGCCCUUGGGGAAAGGGGCCCCCCUGGACCUCCCGGUCUUGCCGGGGAGCCUGGAAAGCCUGGUAUUCCUGGGCUCCCAGGCAGGGCUGGGAGUGUGGGGGAGGCAGGAAGGCCUGGAGAACGGGGAGAACGGGGAGAGAAAGGAGAACGUGGAGAACAGGGCAGAGAUGGCCCUCCUGGUCUCCCUGGACCCCCUGGAGUCCCUGGCCCCCCUGGCCCCAAGGUAGCAGUGGAUGGACCAGGUCCUGGACUCUCUGGAGAACAGGGACCCCCUGGACUCAAGGGUGCUAAGGGGGAGCCAGGCAUUGAUGGCGACCGAGGUCCCAAAGGAGAUAGGGGUGUGCCCGGUAUCAAGGGAGAGCAAGGAGAGCCCGGACAGAAGGGUCAGAAUGGCAGUCCGGGUCUACUAGGAGAGCGUGGUGUGUCUGGGUCUGAAGGGAAGCCGGGUCUUCAGGGUCCGAGGGGAGCCCCUGGCCCAGCAGGUGGCCAUGGAGACCCUGGACCACCUGGAGCCCCAGGUCUUGCUGGCCCUGCAGGACCCCAGGGGCCCUCCGGCCUGAAGGGGGAGCCAGGAGAGACAGGACCCCCAGGAAGGGGUUUGCCGGGACCUACUGGCGCUGUGGGACUUCCUGGCCCCCCUGGCCCUUCAGGCCUUGUGGGUCCACAGGGGUCACCAGGUUUGCCUGGACAAGUGGGGGAGACAGGGAAGCCGGGAGCCCCAGGUCGUGAUGGUAGCAGUGGAAAAGAUGGUGACAGAGGAAGCCCUGGUUUGCCAGGAUCACCAGGUCUGCCCGGUCCUGUUGGACCUAAAGGAGAAACUGGACCCAUGGGGGCCCCUGGACAGGCUGUGGUUGGUCCGCCUGGAGCAAAGGGAGAGAAGGGAGCCCCUGGAGGUUUUGUUGGAGACGUGGUGGGUGAACCGGGAGCCAAAGGUGACCGAGGAUUGCCAGGACCACGGGGCGAGAAGGGUGAAGCUGGCCGUGCAGGGGAGCCUGGAGAUCCUGGGGAAGAUGGUCAGAAAGGGGCUCCAGGACUCAAAGGUCACAAGGGUGACUCAGGAGUUGGGGUCCAGGGUGCCCCUGGGCCAAGUGGUCCUCCAGGUAUGAAGGGAGAACUGGGACCCCCUGGUCCCCCUGGUGUUCCUGGUAUUGUUGGAUUCCCUGGUCAGACUGGUCCUCGGGGAGAGAUGGGUCAGCCAGGCCCUAGCGGAGAGCGGGGUCUGGCAGGCCUCCCAGGAAGAGAAGGAGCCCCAGGCCCCUUGGGGCCGCCUGGACCACCAGGGUCAGUGGGACCACCUGGGGCCUCUGGACUCAAAGGAGACAAGGGAGAUGCUGGAGCAGGGCUUCCUGGGCCUCGAGGCGAGCGUGGGGAGCCAGGUGUCCGGGGUGAAGAUGGCCGCCCUGGCCCGGAGGGACCCCGAGGACUCAUGGGACCCCCUGGCAGCCGCGGGGAGCAUGGGGAGAAGGGUGAUGCUGGAACCGCAGGGCUGAAGGGUGACAAGGGUGAUUCAGCUGUGAUUGUGGGACCUCCAGGGCCACGAGGUGCCAAGGGGGACAUGGGUGAACGAGGGCCUCGGGGCAUAGAUGGUGACAAAGGACCUCAGGGAGAAAACGGGGACCCCGGAGACAAGGGCACCAAGGGAGAGCCUGGUGGCAAGGGCUCAGCUGGAUUGCCAGGACUGCGUGGACUCAUGGGACCUCAGGGUGAGCCUGGUGCAGCAGGGAUCCCUGGUGACCCGGGAUCCCCAGGAAAGGAUGGAGUCCCUGGUAUCAGAGGAAACAAAGGAGACAUGGGCUUCAUGGGUCCUCGGGGCCUCAAGGGUGAACGGGGAGUGAAAGGAGCCUGUGGCCUUGAUGGAGAGAAGGGAGACAAGGGAGAAGCUGGUCCCCCAGGCCGCCCUGGGCUGGCAGGACACAAAGGAGAGAUGGGGGAGCCUGGUGUGCCGGGCCAAUCGGGGGCCCCUGGCAAGGAAGGGCUGAUCGGUCCCAAGGGUGACCGAGGCUUUGAUGGGCAGCCAGGACCCAAGGGUGACCAGGGUGAGAAAGGGGAGCGGGGCCCCCCAGGAAUUGGAGGCUUCCCAGGUCCCAGGGGAAAUGAUGGCUCUAGUGGCCCCCCAGGGAUGCCCGGCAGCAUUGGUCCCAAAGGCCCUGAAGGACUUCAGGGCCAGAAGGGUGAGCGAGGUCCUCCUGGAGAGAGAGUGGUGGGUGCCCCUGGGGUUCCUGGGGCCCCUGGUGAGAGAGGGGAGCAGGGGAGGCCAGGGCCAACUGGCCCCCGUGGUGAGAAGGGAGAAGCUGCACUGACAGAGGAUGACAUUCGAGGCUUUGUGCGCCAGGAGAUGAGUCAGCAUUGUGCCUGCCAGGGCCAGUUUAUUGCAUCUGGAUCACGACCACUCCCUAGUUAUGCUGCAGACACCGCGGGCUCUCGGCUACACCCCGUGCCUGUGCUCCAGGUCUCUCACACAGAGGACGAAGACCAGGUGCCCCCUGAGGAUGACGAAUUCUCUGAAUAUUCUGAGUAUUCUGUUGAGGAGUACCAGGACCCUGAGGCUCCUUGGGAUGGUGAUGACCCCUGCUCCCUGCCGUUGGAUGAGGGCUCCUGUACUGCUUACACCCUGCGCUGGUACCAUCGGGUGUUCCCUGGAGGCAUGGAGGACUGUCACCCCUUUGUCUAUGGUGGCUGUGGAGGAAAUGCCAACCGUUUUGGGACCCGUGAAGCCUGUGAGCGCCGCUGCCCACCCUGGGUGUCCCAGAGCCAGGGGACAGGUGCUGCCCAGAGCUGAAGCCCGGAUGACAAGCUGGAGUUCAGUGUCCCUGGAGGAGUGGGGUCUCAGCAGGACCCUGCUGUCCCUCACCUUGGUGCUAGAGGCCUGUGUGCACAUGAGCGUGCAUGUGUGUGUCCGUUAUUUCAGUGACUUGGUCCUGUGGGUCUAGCCUUCCCCCUGUGGACAAACCCCCACUGUGGCUCUGCCUCCCCCUCCCUGGCAGAUGACUCACAGUGGAGGGUGGCUAUGGGCAGUGAGCGGAUGUGACUAAUGUCUGACCCGCCCCUUGACCCAAGCCUCUGAUGACAUGGUGCUGAUUCUGGGGGGCAUUAAAGCUGCUGUUUUAAAAGGC